AAACACUACAGUGCUGACAGAAUUGUCUCCCCAUCAUUACAGGACAGGGCAGCAGGAUGGUAACGACUGACUAAAACUUCUGUGAGUUCAUUCUGGAAAAUCUUCAAGGAUUCUACUCACCAACGUUACCAAUGGUAAUAAAGAGGAUUGUCAUCCUGUAUAGAACUUUCUGUGAUAGAGCUUAACGACACAGAUCCAGGGUCAAUACAGCACCAGAAUGGAGACUGACGCCAUGACACAGUACACGUGUAGCUUCUGCAGCGAAGACUUCAGCAGCAAUCAGCGCCUACAGAAACACUUAAAGAAGCAUGGGAAGAAGGUGGCACACCAGUGUACUGUAUGUGAUAAAACGUUUUCAACCCCAGCGAACUUUGACCGACAUAUGAAACUGCACACGGGGCUGGGGUCCUUCACAUGUGACGUGUGUGAUAAACGCUUCUCGGUGUCGGGACACCUGACCAGACACAUGAGAGUGCACACGGGGGAGAAGCCAUAUAAAUGUCACCUGUGUGAUAAAGCGUUUUCGACUUCCGGCAACCUAACCAGACAUAUCAAAUACCAUAACGGGGUUCAGCCAUACAAGUGCGAAAUUUGCGGAAAAGCGUUUACAGUUUCAGAUAACCUUGCAAGACAUAUUCGGUCCCACACUGGAGAGAAACCGUUUAAAUGUUCACUUUGCGAGAAGGCUUACAGUGACUCCAGCAACCUGACUGAACACAUGCGUGUUCAUACGGGGGAACGCCCUCACAAGUGCACAUUGUGCCCCAAGUCAUUUGCAUAUUCAUCAAGCAUCAACCAGCACAUGGCAAAGCACAGGCAAGAAAAGCCCUUCAUUUGUGGGGAAUGUGGCAAGAAGUUUUCACGCACGUCCAUUCUCAAGGAACAUCUGAGGACACACACAGGAGAGAGACAUAAGUGUGAGACAUGCGGCAAGAAGUUCAAAUGGGAUUCCGACUUCCGUAAACAUAUGAAGGAUCACACCAGGAUCAUGUUGGGGAUUUGCAAACCGCGCACCAGGGGAAGACCAGCCAAGGUCAAGGCUGUAUCAAGCAAUAAGGACAUCACUGGCAGCCAUAUUGACAUUGGAAAUAUUGUGGAUGGUGAUGGUGGUCUGCAUAAUGAUGCUGUUGUUGACAGUGUUGUCACUGAUGUUGAUGAAGAGGGGAUUGUAGAGGAGUAUUUUUCCGAGAACUGUGUUGUCAACAAAGGCAAUAUAAGCCAGAAUGUGGAUGUUGAUGAAAGUAAUAUGUAUGAUCAUGAUGAUGACAUCCAUCCAAAUGAUGUGGUUGACAAUGAUGAUUGUGAUGAUAGUAAUAUUUAUGAUGAGGUUGACAGUGGUGAUGAUAAUUAUGAUGACAUGUCUCACAAGAAGGAAAUGGUUGACAGUGAUGAGUUGGUUGACUAUGAUGUGAAAGAAGACAAUGUUUACACAGUUGACAUUGCGGAUAAGAUUGACUGGUAUGAAAACAGUGAAAAUGUAACAACAAAGAGUGGAAAGAGAUGAUGAAUGAAUGAGAAAUGACACCUUACCUUCCCCUAAUAAUCCCCUACACUGUAUGUCUACAAGGAUUAUUCCAGAUGGUCUUUAACUAUCAUCCAUACAAGUUGUUCAUCUGUAUGCAUGAUCAUGAUUUUUUGUUGUUGUUGUUGUUGUUCAUGUUUCCCAGUACUAGGAUUGCACAGUGAGUGAGUGAGUUGUGUUUAAUGCCGCUUUUUACAGUAUUCCAGUUAUAUCGCGGCGUAUCAGCUUAAUGUGGGAAGAAAGCCCAAAGAGAUGCAGGUCUCAGACGUUUACCACUUCGG
Haliotis rufescens (red abalone) is the source of this 1803-nucleotide messenger RNA. Its product is annotated as zinc finger protein 501-like. Gene Ontology annotation, biological process: central nervous system development; regulation of transcription by RNA polymerase II. Lineage: Eukaryota; Metazoa; Mollusca; Gastropoda; Lepetellida; Haliotidae. Gene Ontology annotation, cellular component: nucleus. The transcript is spliced from 2 exons. The record is from RefSeq and is a predicted model, not a curated record. Gene Ontology annotation, molecular function: DNA-binding transcription factor activity, RNA polymerase II-specific; RNA polymerase II cis-regulatory region sequence-specific DNA binding. The coding region runs from base 218 to 1504 and encodes 428 amino acids.